Labeo rohita (rohu) is the source of this 3569-nucleotide messenger RNA. It is a transcript of the gene sack1d, whose product is annotated as family with sequence similarity 83 member D. The record is from RefSeq and is a predicted model, not a curated record. Lineage: Eukaryota; Metazoa; Chordata; Actinopteri; Cypriniformes; Cyprinidae. The coding region runs from base 1271 to 3037 and encodes 588 amino acids. Gene Ontology annotation, biological process: protein localization to mitotic spindle; regulation of ERK1 and ERK2 cascade; regulation of TOR signaling. The transcript is spliced from 5 exons. Gene Ontology annotation, cellular component: cytosol; mitotic spindle pole.
CGUUUGAAGUCGAAAUCUGACGCGUGACGCUCCGAAAUGGACAGGCUAUAGUAACAUCACAUAGGCACGCUGUAGCGUGCGAAUAAUCAAAUUGGAAGCAGACGAGAACAUUGAGUAACAAACUGUAACAAACUGGACAUGGUGGAAGACCUGCUAUCCAGGGGCUCCCCCCUCACGCCACAGUGGCAAUUACACCUUCAGAUGUGCAGCCUUUUUUUUUUUUUUUUUUUUUUUUUUUUUUGACAGUACAGGCAGAGAUGAAUCUGAUUGGAUAAAGCCCGAAAACACCUACUGUCCAUUACGAGACGGUUGCCAUGCGGUUUGGGCUUUUCCUUCAUUAAGACCUCGGCACAAAAUGUGCAUUUUCUAGUGUAAAUGCACAAUGAAUAUAGCUUAGAUUUAUCAAUGUUACAUAGAGGAAACUGAGGUUAGCUGUCACAGAGACUAUAUUUUAGUAAUAAGGUUUAGAGUCAAAAGCCAAAUGGCAUAAUGUGUGUUUUCUCUUGCAGUAAUUUAAUGUUGUUUUAAACACCUAGAUGAAAAGUAGAAUUUUUUUCAAUAUAUUUUCCUGCUAUAGCUAUCAAACAAUCACACUUCCAUACAAUCAAAACACAGUCAGUGAAAAUAUUUGUUAGAGUGAUUGGAUGAUUUAAUGUUAUCUUUUAUAUUAUAGCUGCUAUAUGAAUUAUUUUGCUCUUUAAAUUUUGCUGAAAAGCAUGCCUAUAGUGUGACAACAUGACCUUUUUGACUGUAUUUUUACAAGCAAUAAUGGCAGAAAUGUUGGGUUGAUGUUAAGAUGCUAAUAAAUUGUCUUUAAAGUUUGUGCCUGUGCGUAAAAAAAUAUAUAGACUACAGUACCACCAUGGUUUAUUCAGGUAAUAUAUCUUAUUACCGAUUAAGAUUACUACAUUUGUUUUAAUAGCAACUUUGAUAUUGUUAUAAACAGUAUAUAACGUUAUGCAGAAAUAACAAUCUACGAACAAUGGGAGUUUUGGAGGAGGGCUGCUUAGACAUGCUGCAAUAAUCUUAACCGACUUUAUAUUAGUGUUUAUGUGGUGUAUUAUUACCUGUAUUUUAUGAGGCCAUUUAGUUUCACAACACCACCGUGAGUAUUUCACAUUCAACAACACAGCGGAGAAUCACACACGCCGCCUUUGUUUGCCUCCGAAUUCAAACUCUUGGCCAAUAGGCGCAGAGCAGAUUGUCCAAUGGCGUUCCUACUUGGCGGACACGUGACGCAACAACUUGACUGGCAACAACAUCCCGACCAAUGGCCGUUUGGCGGUGGGAUGGGACCUCUGAAAGUACAGGAUACAGGUGUCAGACUGUAAUAUUCAUCUGUGGAAACGUUAGUGGGAUUAAAAAACUUUCAGUUAUGGCUCUUUCCCAAUGUCUUGAGGAUUCGCCGGGCUGGCGGACACCGAGGACAGGCCAGGACCUAAACUUAAAAGAACUUUACAAUGAGAGACACCGACUCGCUCUGGAGGAGCUGGUCUCCGGUGGAGUCGAGUCCUUUAUGGGAUUCCUGCAGAAAGAGAGAAUCCCCAACUUUCUCUCCGACGAAGAGAUCAGGCGGAUUUCCCGCGCUGCUGUAGUGCCCAAAUCAGUGUCUUUGAUUGGAGACGAUUCUCAUUUGGACCAAUCUGGCACACUGGACUGCUCAUCUGUUACUUAUUUUCCAGAAGUCUCUGAUAUUGAGCCUCCAGUUUUAGAGAUGGGCUGGCCAGCAUUCACUGCAGGGUCCUUCCGUGGAGUAACACGUGCCGUCGCCUACUUCCAGCCGAGUUAUGGAGAGUGCAUUUAUAGUUGCAAAGAAGCAGCCAGGAGGAUGAUAAAAAAUGCCAAAGAGGUGAUUGCUAUUGUGACAGACUCCUUGACAGACCUGGACAUCUUCCAAGACCUGCAGGAAGCAUGCACACGCCGUAGAGUUCCUGUGUAUAUUCUUUUAGACCAAUCUUCUGUUCCCUCAUUCUUACAAAUGUGUAAAAACCUUCGUGUACAGCUGGAUGAACUGCUGCAAAUGAAAGUACGAACCAUAACAGGUUCUACCUACUACAUGAGAUCAGGUGCUCGGAUCACCGGAAAGGUUCAUGAGCGUUUCAUGCUAAUUGAUGGAAACAGAGUGGCCACAGGUUCAUAUAGGUUUAACUGGACAGAUGGCAAACUAAACAGCAGCAACCUUAUCGAGUUAUCUGGCCAGAUAACCGAGAAAUUCGAUGAAGAGUUCCGCAUCCUGUAUGCCCAGUCCCUGCCACUGCCAUCGAAUACAAGAGCUCCCUCUAGUGCCAGAAGCAGCGGUUUAUAUGACCAUCUUGUCCUCAAACCACCUGGAACGCCUCCCUCCUACUUGGCUCGAACAACAAAGCCUCAACCAGAAUGUCUGACGAGCACUCCAGCCAGACUUCAUACCCCAGAGAUCCAACAGAUGAAUAAAGACAUUGAAGAUCGAGACAGAAAGGGUAACCCAGUUUCUGAUACUUCCACUCUAGGUGAAGACUGGAUCGAGCAAGAACUCGGAGAGGAAGCGCUCGCCUCGGAUGACCCUCCUUGUUUGCCGGCAACAAAUGUUACUGCUCAGACUCAGACGGUCGAUGCGAUGAUCUCUCCCCCUGUACCUUCCUGCGACAUCUCAACACAAACCGGCUGCCAAACGGCAGACGUGAGCGUGCAAACAUGCGCUGACAAGCUUAAAUCCAAAACCUCGACAAGCAGCAACCCCAAUGCUUCAUCCACUUGCAACAUACAGGAGGUGGACUGUCAUCCACCUGUCUGUGUUGUCCCACAAGACGUCACCCUGAGGGAAUGCUUCCUCAAGAUCACCAAAGAGCGGCAGCACCACUACAGCUCCAUUCGCUCCAAGCUCGACCACAUGGUGACACUGCUUUCUCACAAGAGGGAACUAGUGGACCUCACUAACUUGACGCUGAGGCCUGGCGUCCACAGAGGACGCAAGAGUCAGCAGGAGGGCAGGCAGGUUCACGGUACACUUGACAAUGUGAUUAUGGGGACUUGGCCCAGGUCGAGAUGUCUGCAGUAACACAAACUCAGAAGAACAGCGCUGGUGGUGGUCUGCUAUGUUUUAGUACAGCACUUUUUGAAAAACUGAGCUUGUAGAUUAAUCAUAAAAAUAUUUGAAUGAUGUGUAUGCAGUAUAAAAAAGACAAAUGUGCAAAGAUACUGUUUUUUCUUCUUAAUUUGAAUUUUACAUUUUGCUUUAGAUGGGGGGGAAAUUAUUAGUCUUUAUAUACCAUAGUCAGACAAACCAAAGUACUUUUUUUUUUUUUUGAAAUCCAGUGUGUCUGUAUUUGUUUGUCUCUGUUUCUUUGUGUUGUUUAAAGUUGUGAAGUUCUGAAAAUGACCUUCUUUGUAACACUAUUAGUUUUAUAUUCAUAUAUUGAAAAAAACAACAGUCACUCAUGAUUGUGUUUGAUGUGCCUUGGAUGUUAGUGAAAGGAUUGAAUCAAAACAAUUGUACUAAUUUGGAAACGUUUGGUACUUUGACUAUGCUUCAGGCAUUUGAAUAUUUAUUUCACCAACGAUGCUGAAUUAAAAAAAAUGUUAAAUUCAUG